Molecule: messenger RNA, 2365 nt
Organism: Mercenaria mercenaria
Lineage: Eukaryota; Metazoa; Mollusca; Bivalvia; Venerida; Veneridae
Exons: 4
Coding region: 388-2121 (577 amino acids)
Molecular function (GO): zinc ion binding
Source: RefSeq, a predicted model, not a curated record
UCUGUACUAUUUUCACGUGUGGUUGCUCUCUUUGUUUUUGUUGGAAGAGUGAAAUUAGAUACAAUUGUAAAUUCAUAUUUGUCCGACCCCUGCAUUCAUACAAGUUUGAAAGUUUGACCCAGUAUAAAGCGUUUUAUUUUGAUUGAAGGGUGGUGUUCAAUAUUAGAAACUGGAUAAUGUGUUUGAAUGAAAUUUAACAAUCUGAACUCACGAAUGGAACCAUUCAAAAAGUACGUUCUUUAUAAACUUUAAAAAUGCACUUAGUUAUUUGAUAGACUAAGUUUUCAUUUUGAUUUGUGACAUAAGUUUCAAAGUAACUAAAGUGUAAAUAUUAGGAUAUUUGUUGAUAUAAAUUAUAUUAACAAGAUUAAAUACAAAUAUAACAAAAUGGCGGCGCGUAUUAAGUUGUCCUCACGCACAGAACAACGCUUGACGACUAUACAACCCCCGGACAGAGGGGCGGAUUCUACCGCCAAAUUCUUGGCCAAAUGGCCGACACGCUGUUUGGAUCAUGAAGAAGUUGUCUCCCGUUAUUGCCUGGACCACGAUCAGCUGUUGUGUGAUGUCUGCUCUAUGACCAUCCAUAAUCGAUGUAACUCCGUGUUAAGUUUAGAUGAGGCAUCUAAAGGGAUCCGUGGCGGUAGAGAAUGCACUCUAAUUGAGGCGGGGAUAAAAAAGUUGAUUAACAAGUACGAAAAGAUGCACAAAGAACAGUCUAACAUCCUAACUAACCUAGCAGAACAAGAAAAAGAAUUCAUACGCGCUGUGAAAAGCUUCAGAAGUGAUCUGAACGCCAUGUUAGAUCGUCUCGAAAACGCCGUGAUGGCAAAGAAAGACAACUACACAACAAGAAGACGAGAUGUUGUUAGAGAGCACAAACAGUUGUGUAAGACAGCAAUGACAACGCUGGAUAACUACAGCAAAGAUCUUGACCGUACUUAUCUCGGACCAGACGAAGAAAAUUUAUUUGUUGCCUUGAAGAAGUCCAAACUGGUCAUAAACAAAUAUGAAGAGCAACUCAAAACCAUAGCCGCAGCACCGAAGAAGGUAUUCUUAUCUUUCGUGCCAAAUAACACCAUCGCAAAAUUCUUCCUAUCUUUGAAAGACUUUGGAGAAAUGAAGGCUGACCAGUCUGCGAAAGAACUAGUUCCGGUUGCCGAAUCGAAGCCAACGGAACGUAGAGCAAGCGUCGCAAGUUUACAAUCGAGCGAAAGAAGUACAGGCGACCGAUCAGAAAGGGGGAGAACUCGACUUAGCCUGCCAAAUAUAGAAUCAUCUAUACAAGAAAUAGAUAGCAAUCCAAAAAUCAAAACUAGGAAACCGAUUCAUGUUGGAGAAGUGUCUGUACACUUAGAUACCGACACAGAGACGCCAUUUGUAACCGGAUGUACAUUUAUGGCAGACGACAACGUUGUUCUUGUUGACGAAGCCAAUAAAAACGUCAAGUUCUUUAACCCUGCCUUAAAACCAGUUUCGGUAAUGAAACUGACGGCUCCACCACGUGACGUAACGCCUAUCAAAAUUCAGCAAAUCGUUGUGACGAUUCCUACGGAACGUAGUUUGCAAUUUAUUGAAUUAGGAAAGACGCUGAUCCUCAGAAAGAAAGUUCCGCUGGAAAUAGAAUGUUCUGGAAUCACGUGCUACAAUCACGAACUAUACGUCACUUCCGGAUUUUCAAGUGAUCGUGAAAUUCAAAUCGUUUCAUUGAAUGGAGAGGUUAGGAAGAGAAUAAGGCCAGGUAUAGCAGAUUUAAGAUACCCUCUGUAUAUUGUUGUUGAUCCUAGAUUCCGGACAGUUUUUGUUUCAGAUUAUAACCAUGGAGUUGUUGGCCUUGAUGCUGUCACAGGGGAAGUAAAAUUUAAAUGCAAAGACACUGAUGUACAUGGUUAUUAUAAAGGAGUGACUGUUGGACAUAAAGGAUACAUUUAUGUAUGUACAUGGAAUCUGCACGGGGUCAGUCGAGUCCAUCUAGAUGGGCGUGGCUUAGAAACAAUCAUCCCUAUGCCAGGUAAAGAAGGGCGAAAACCACAUUCUACAGCGUUUAGCAGAAAGUCUGAACGGUUGAUUGUAUCUCUAUGCGGAGGGAAGAAAGGCUGUCUUUCAGUUUAUAGAUAUCAAUGAAUAUGAAAUUAUCAUUAUGGAAAAGAGGAUCUACCUCAGAAAGUGUUUCCGUGUAAAAGAUAAUUUAUACAAAAAUAAUGUACAGAAUAUAAAUGGAACAUCAAUUCUUUUAAUAAAUAACAAAUAAACCACACUAUAUUCACACACAAAGUUAGUUGUUACAAUAUAAAAUAAAUAAUUAAAUAAUAUAUAGGAAUUUUAUUGUAUGUGUGUCACUUAAACUUUGGAAUUAGCUUAAAUUUUC